GAUACCUCCUCCCAACCAGAAAUGGUAUUGCCUCAAAACCAUUCCUGUUCCAACGUCUACCGUACCAUUACAGCAGCUCCUCAUUCCUGUGUUUAAGAGGGCGGAGAGGAAGCAAGCCGGCAGGACUGCAUCAUUAUCUCAGGUAAACAUGGAUGUUCCCCUCUUAUUUCUUGCUUCCCUUUCGGCAUGCUUUGUGUUUGUAUUUGGUUAUCCGAAUGGACAAAUAUCUGACUCCUGUUAUACAAUGCUUCCAGUACAUGGCAACAACGUUCCACAGACCAGUGCAGCUCCUUACUAUAUCUCUGUGUCUAAAAAUACAUUUAAUCCUGGAGAUGUAAUUACAGUUUCAAUCCAGUCCAAUAGUUCUGGCACUUCAUUCAAAGGAUUCAUCGUAGAGGCCCGAACAUUGGGAAGUGACAGAAUCGUGGGGUCAUUUACCUUGACAAAUGCACUUAGUCGUACACUGACUUGUGGCACAGCAAACUCAGCAGUCAGUCACUCAGACAGCAGUUUGAAGACAUCAAUCACCACAAACUGGACAGCAGAAACUGGACUAGGGCCAAUACGCUUCAGAGCUACUGUCCUGAACGACUAUACUAGUUUCUGGUAUGGAGUGCAGAGUGAAAUUCUUACAGCAUUGCAGAUUUCUAAUGACACCUGUGGUACAGAUAAAUUCUGCCUCAGUAAUCCAGCAAGCUGCAGCCCUUCUGACUCCAACUGUUUGUUCAUGUCAUCAGUUGCCUACAAUGGUGGUUACGUGUUUGAAAUGAGUGGUCAAAGCGCCGGCUAUCUAGCAAUUGGAUUUUCUGAUGAUACAUCGAUGGGAAAUGACGAUGUUUAUAUAUGUACCACGAAUUCAACUGGAAGCAUAUUCGUUCAACACGCCUUUAACACAGGAAAAACCACACCAACCAUUCUUAAUAAAAACACAGCCGGAUACAUUAUGACGCGAAAUGCAAAUGGAGUUUUUCAGUGUUCCUUUAUUACUCAGUCCAGUAUUUCGACCACUAUUUCUACCUUUACAAGAGCUACCACUAAUCCCACCUAUUACAUAUUCCUGGCCACAGGAGCAUCUGCUUCAGAUGGUCUAAUUCAAAAACAUACACAAAAACCUCUUGUAUCAGCCACCAAAGUUGACCUUUCCAGUUUUACUUUAACCAGUGUACAGACUGGAGCACCUUCUUUAACUCUUGGCCAUGGUGCCCUAAUGCUAAUUGCCUGGAUGACGACUGGAAGUAUCGGGAUGCUUAUGGCUCGUUAUAUGAAGAAUGCAGCUGAGAGACCAAUCCUGGGAAAGGCUAUCUGGUUCCAGUCCCACUUCUUCCUGAUGAUCCUUACUGUGAUUCUGACAAUAAUUGCAUUCAUCAUGAUAUUCGCUGAGGUUGCUGGCUGGAGCUAUGACACUGGAGCCCACCCAGUUCUUGGGUGCAUUGUGAUGAUCCUCUCUUUCUUCCAGCCCAUACUUGCAUUUUUCCGACCAGAUCCAAAGAGUGAUAAACGUUUCAUCUUCAAUUGGGGGCACAUGCUGAAUGCACUUGUGAUCAAGGUGUUGGCAGUGGCCACUAUCUUCCUCGGCCUGAAAUUAAUAGACACAACCUCCACUCUCUGGUUAUCCAAGGUGAUGGGAGGAUUUUAUGCAUGGGAGAUUUUGUUCUACAUCAUUCUGGAGACCAACAUGCGUUUGAAAGUAAAAGAAAUAUAUGAGAAUGAGAAAAAGGCUGAACCAUUAAUCCUUGGAGUUUACAUCUUUGGAAAUCUAGCUUUCCUGAUUGCUCUGCUGGUGGGCAUUGGAGGUUCUUAAAAUUUCUCUCUGGAUAUUUAAGACUUUGAAAUGAAUCCUCCCUCAUUAACUGUUGAUACUUGAUCUUAAAGGAGGAUGAACAUUUUUGAUGUGCCCAGGCACUGAGUAUAUUCACUGAGCAAGACGCAAGUAAAAUGUUUACAAUGAUGGAUUUCUGAGCACCAGUAUCAGACUUUGAAGUACCUAAAAUGUACAAUUUGCAUAAGCAUUUUUUAAUCACCUUGUUCUUGUAUUUCAAAAAAGAAACAUAUUUUUGUUUAUAUGCUACAAUUAUUCUAAUAUAUUGAUAUUUUUAUGAUUUUAUAAUCCUGAUAUUUUAUAGAAUUUCACUCUUCAUCCAUUUAGACAUGGAUACAUUAUUAAAUGUAUUUACACAAACAACAUUGUCUCUUUUUUUUAUUGGUUACAUUUAGUUGUUGGGGAUUUGUGUGGAAGCAUCAGUAAUGAGAAACCUAUGUAAUAA
Messenger RNA from Pelobates fuscus (common spadefoot toad), 2264 nucleotides. Its product is annotated as putative ferric-chelate reductase 1. The transcript is spliced from 16 exons. Gene Ontology annotation, cellular component: membrane. NCBI's taxonomy places the organism in Eukaryota, Metazoa, Chordata, Amphibia, Anura, Pelobatidae. The record is from RefSeq and is a predicted model, not a curated record. The coding region runs from base 149 to 1801 and encodes 550 amino acids.